CCGAGCAGUCGGUCGAGUAGUCGCAUCUCGGAUUGUUCCGCUCCGUCAAACUGUGGCGUCGUUUUUAUUUUUAAUAACAACCCAAAGGAUUACUUAAUUAUUAUUUUUUAAACCACAAGCAGGAGGACGACAGCACACUCAACAGGUAACAUUUUUUUUAAAUCAGUGCCUGUUUGUCAACUUGUCAUUUUGGCACAAACAUGACGGAGGUGGCACAGGUUACGGCAGUCGUUGCCCAAGACACUGAAAAUGACAAUGAACUCAGCAUGAGCGACGCAGAAAACAAAGAUGAUGAUACUGCACAGGUAGACGUGGCCCUUAACGAAGAUGACGACAACACUGAGGAGAAAAGUGAGACGACGUCAGACAAAGACAAAGAGGAAAAGGCCUGUCACGAGGAUAAUAAAGAAAAUACUGAGACAGACAAGCCACAUAUGAAUGGUGUGAAGCACAAAGAAAAAGGUUCAGCCGAGAUGGAAUCAGAUUCCGUUCCCGGUGACGCAGAGGAUGGAGAGAAGAACGAUGAACAACCGGAUACAAAUGAAGACCAGAAUAUGUCUGAUUUGGCAAUUAAAAAAGAGAAACUUCUACGAACCAGAAAGCCAAUCGCCAGAAGCUACGUACCCAAGCUGAACAAAGACAAGGGAGAUGUGACGAACAAGUUUGAGACCAUGCAGAAGGCCAGGGAGGAGCGCAGCCGGAAGAGGAACAACGAAGAGCAGCAGAAGAGAAAAGAGCAAUUUAUCAAGGAGCGAGAGUGGAACCGCAGGAAGCAGCAGAUAAAAGAGCUUCUUGCAUCCAGUGAUGAGGAGGAAGAGGUGAAACCAGUGAAGGUGGAAAAAUCGUAUGUCCCCAAAAUCACAGGUAGUGUAAAGGGGAAGUUUGCAGAAAUGGAAAAGCAAAGACAGGAAGUGGAAAGGAAGAGGAUGGAGGGGGAGAGGAAGAAAAGGGAAACCCAGGACUACAUGGAAAAAGCCAAAAUCAAGAAGGAACUGGCUCAGAAAGCAGCCGAGGAAGGAGAUGACACCAUCCUGGUACGGGUGGUUCCAGCGAAGUCAUCACGAACUCCGGGAAGAAUCAAAAUGAACUUUGAAGAUAUCGAGAAGAAUCGGGAGGACGAACUGAAGAAGGCAGCAGAGGAGGAGAAAAAGAGACGGUACAUUGAAAACAAACACUCCUUCAGGGAAGCCAAGCGGCGCUCUGUUGUGCAGGAUGACGAGGAAAAGCCCUCAGAGAAGGUGCAGAUGGCUCCCGGAAAGCUGAAGAUGACGUUUGAGGAGCUGGAGAAAGAAAGGCAGGAGCAGAGGAAGAAGCUCGCUGAGGAGGAAUCCAAACGCCGCCUGAUUGAAGAGAAGAAAGCUUUUGAGGAGGCCAGGCUCGAAAUGGGAGACGAUGAGGAAGAUGCUCAGGCGUCCCAGGAAGACAAAGACGAGGUCCGACCGGGAAAACUGAGGUUGAGCUUUGAAGAGCUGGAGAGGCAAAGAGUUGAAGAAGUGCGCAAGAAGGCAGAGGAGGAGGCCAAGAGACGGAUGGAGGAGGAGAGGAGAGCUUUUGCUCAAGCCAGAAAGAGCAUGCUUGUCGAUGAGGACGAUGAGGCGCUGAUGGCCUUGUUGAACCUGGAGGGCAGUGAACCUGGGAAGAUUUGUGCCAGCUUUGAGGAGCUGGAACGCCAGCGAAGAGAAGAAGAGCAGAAGAAAGCCGAGGAGGAGGCCAAGAAGAGACUGGAAGAAGAGAAGAGGCUUUUCGCUGAGGCCCGCAAGAGUAUGAGCCCCGGCCUGGAUCAAGAAAUGUCUGCGUAUGGAGAUGAAACAGUAGAAAAUGAGGAAGAAGGGAUGGUGAAGAGUGAGUCUCAGGAAGCAUUGCAUCCAGGAAAACUGGAGAUAAACUUUGAGGAGCUGCUGAAACAGAAGGCGGAAGCUGAGAAACGACGUAAAGCAGAGGAACGCAAAAAGAAAAUGGAGCAAGAGAAGCAGGAAUUUGAGCAGCUCAGACAAGAGAUGGGCGAGGACGAAGUAAAUGAAAGCUCAGAUGUCGUGAGCAAAGAAUAUGAAGAACUGACAAAGCUUAAGAGGACCGGCUCCAUUCAGGCCAAAAACCUCAAGUCCAAGUUUGAGAAGAUCAAGCAGCUGACAGAAGAGGAAAUUCAGAAAAAGAUAGAGAUGGAAAGAGCACGGAGGAAGGCGGUUGAUGAUGAAAUUAAAGAGAGAGAGGCUGAGAGGUUCCAGGAGGAGGAUGAGGGAGGAGAAUCAACUCCACUCAGGGCCGAAGAAUCACCGUUCAAACAGAAGGUGGACAUGCGAGCUCGAUUUGAGCAAAUGGCUAAAGCCAGAGAAGAGGAGGAGAGGAAGAGGAUAGAGGAGCAGAAGCUGCAGAGGAUGCAGUUUGAGCAACAGGAGAUUGAUGCUGCGCUCCAAAAAAAGAAGGAGGAUGAUGGGGAUGAGGAGGGUAGCAUCAUCAAUGGCUCUGCCGCCUACGAGGACGAGGAGGAUCACGCCAGGUCUGGGGCUCCUUUGUUUAAAAAGCCGCUCAAAAAUCAAUCGGUGGUGGACUCGGAGCCGGUUCGGUUCACUGUUAAAAUAACCGGCGAGCCAAAGCCAGAGGUCACCUGGUGGUUUGAGGGGGAGAUGCUUCAGGACUGUGAGGACUAUCAGUAUAUAGAUAGAGGAGAGACAUACUGCCUGUACCUGCCGGAAACCUUCCCCGAGGAUGAGGGAGAGUACAUGUGCAAGGCUGUGAACAGCAGAGGCACAGCAGCAAGUACAUGCAUCCUCACAAUAGAAAGUAAGACAACCUUGGUUUGACUGCAUGCCUCAUGAUACUUCAGCAUCUGUGUGAAGUGGAUCGCAUGUUCCUCUUCCCUGCGAACCUGGGCUACAAGGCAGAUGUGUAUAACUGCUUGUGUGUUUCUUUUUUGCAGCUUAUGACUACUGAUGCCCUUCCACGCUCUGGAAACUUUCCCUGUUGUCUCUCACUCCCUUUGUAAAUCUUUGUCCCACAUGGUAUAGUAUGGUCAAACAGCAGAGGGAAGGAAAUAGCAGUAUGCUUGGCAUUCCUUAGGGAGGGACACACACACACACACACACACACACACACACACACACAUAAAGGCAAGAUGUUGUUUACAUAUUGCUCAUUCAUAAAGCUGCACUUUCUGUUAAGAGUAGGAUAAUAUUUGUGCCAAAAUCAGACGUGAUUCUUCGUCCCCAUGCCAGGGGUUGCGCAAAAAUUGAAAAAACUAUCUUCACUGAGAGGCCCCUACUGUUGUAGUGAUAUAUUGAAAAUACAAACCCCAUUUACAGAAAAGUUGGGACAUUGUCCGGAAAUUCAAUAAAAUACUAAGUGGUAUAAUUUGUUUUGGGGGUGGGGUAAAGUGAAUGUUGUAGUUUUUGUGUCACGGCCCCCGAAACCAGAAGUCACCCGGUACCAAUGCAGGCGAUGCAGACCUGCGCUGCCAUUAUGAGUCCACGUACUAACAAAGUCAUCUUUGAGACAUUAUUUGAAGGUUGACAUCCUAAACUUUAAAUCACCGAGAGGAGAUAUGGCCUUCUCUUGGCUUCCAGUGAUUUUCUAAAUGUGGCUUUGUCCAUCACAGUAGAAUGACAGUUUCUCAUACAAUAGUUCUUGCACAUUCAGCAGCAGUUUCUGUCCUUGGCCUUUACACGCUGAGAUUCCGUGGCUUUAAAUGGUGAAGACAAUGUUGAACAGAGAAACAUGCCCUUUGAACUGACUGAAAGUCUCUCGUGAAGUUUGGUGCAAACUGUUGAUCCACGAGCCACCCUUGUGUGGAUGAAGCCUUCAGUAGAUACUCCUUGUUUAUACCUUGACACUGUCACUUGUUAACCUGGUAGUUGUGGAACCUUCCAGCACAGUGUUACUUGUAUAACCAUUUCUGUCUAGACAGCUGUACCAACGUUUUUGAGUGUGUUGCAUUUUUAUACAAUUGUAAAAUACAUUUAGGUUUGUUCAAGGUGAUUAAACGGAUUAAGUGUUACAGUUUUUUUUAAUUGCAUUUUUAGGAAGUGUCCCAACUAUCCUGGAAAUGGGUUUUGUAACUGACUUCAAUAGUCGUUAUAAGGCAAACCUUAUUUCUGAGUCACUGAGUGAAAUGUUUAAAAUCCAUGUCUGCAGAUUUUAAAGAAUAAUAUAGUGAAACUAUGCUCAUGUGUGGUUGUCUACAAUAUUACCGCAUGACCACUACGUCAAUGCCAAUCAGUCUUCUGGACCCUUUCACUUGGUUCCUGGUAUUCGAUCAAUAGCUAACCCACUGUGUUGGAGGAACAAACACAAACACAACAAUUGAACUUGUAUCCAUCCUGAUUUUCAAUUAUACUUUUUAAGUCAAGCUAAAGUGUUUUUUUUUUUUUAUUGCAGCAUAUUUAAAUUUUAAUGUGUUGAUUUUCCAUGCACAGACCCCCCCUUUUCUUUUUGAAUGUAAUUCUCUUGUUACAGUUGACAUACUUCAGUUGUGCUUGAAAGGAGGUAACCAUAUAUUGGUUUGAUAGUUUUAAAAAAAGCAUUAGGUUAGUCUAGAAUAUUUGUCAUAUGAAAAUGUUUUAAUAAAACGAACAAAACA
Molecule: messenger RNA, 4573 nt
Organism: Solea senegalensis (Senegalese sole)
Lineage: Eukaryota; Metazoa; Chordata; Actinopteri; Pleuronectiformes; Soleidae
Gene: nexn
Product: nexilin (F actin binding protein)
Exons: 14
Coding region: 201-2801 (866 amino acids)
Biological process (GO): dendrite self-avoidance; axon guidance; homophilic cell-cell adhesion
Cellular component (GO): axon; plasma membrane
Molecular function (GO): cell-cell adhesion mediator activity
Source: RefSeq, a predicted model, not a curated record